Molecule: messenger RNA, 1518 nt
Organism: Cladocopium goreaui
Lineage: Eukaryota; Dinophyceae; Suessiales; Symbiodiniaceae
Source: the annotation of a GenBank genome assembly
CGGCUCAAAAAAGGGUAACCACUUGGCGCGUUUUUGCCAAGCCGCCAACUGCGCUAACUGACUCCUGCGGACCAUGGGAUGCUUUCAGUGGCUCUUCGGCCAGAGCCGGUCAUCCACUGAAGUCAUCAGACCAAGCAUGAAACUGUAUGAUGGUCCCACAGAGAUGAUUGUGCCAAAGGGAGAGCAGAUGUUCGGGAUGAUGCCCCUGUGCUUUGCCACCUAUCCAGCUAUCGCCUUGCGCCUGCCAAAAUGUGACGAGAAGCGCUUGAAGCAGUCCUUGUCCAAAGCCCUGGAUUUGGUGCCCAAGGCGGCCGGUCGCUACAAGGAGGACGGCGAGAUCAUCCAGCUGAACGGCGCAGGUGUGCCUUUCACAGUGGUGAAAUCCUCAGAAGAAAGUGCACCGGUGCGUAUCGAGGAGAAGAGGCUUCUGGACCUUGCGACCUUCCAUCGGCCCUGGAGUGUUCGCCAGGGACUCUGCGCAGCGGCAGCCAUCAAGCUGACCAUCUAUAAGGAUGGAAGUGGGGUGCUGGCGUUCUCUCGAUCGCAUAUGCUCUUUGAUGGGGGUUCUGCCUGGACUUUUCUUGGUAUUUGGGCCAGCUUGGCCAAGGGAGACUCGGUGAAAGCCCCUGCCUACCAGCAAGAUUAUAUGCAGAGGCUCCUCCCAGGUGACGGCGAAUUCCAGGAGCUGGCCAUGAAGAAGUAUGGCGUCAGCCCCAAGGCUUCCAUUUUCUCCAAAGUUCUGAAGCGCAUUGUCAUCCCGCUGGUGGGCGCCAUCAUGGAUACCUUUUUCCUGCAUGGUGGUUGGUCCCUCACCAGGCACCGCCUCUUCUUCUCGGAUGAUGACUUAGCUCGCCUGAAAGAGGAGGCAACACCUAAAGAGGUGCCAGCGAAUAUGGACAACUGGGUGACCACCCAGGAAGCCCUUUGUGCGCAUAUGUUGCUCGCAUUCCGGCCUUUGUUGAAGAAGGACAGCGCAGGAGAUGUUCAGAUGAUGUUUCUUCUGGACGCGCGAAAGGCUUUGAGCUUGCCUUCCAAUCAGAUCAUGGGCAACGGCCUGACCUUCACCAGUAUAUCGAUCCCGACCCAGCAGGUCUUGAGUAUGGAUCUACCAGGCUUGGCCAGCCACCUGCACCAAGCGCUAUCUGUGAAGGAAGGCUCCUUAGAGUCGCAGAAGGAGCUGUGGAGGACCAUCACUGGAGCCUGUCACCGCGGAGUGGAGAAUGAUAUCAUGCGAAAGAUCCACAAGAUGAAGAACAUCGACCUCAAGUUUGCUGUCAACAAUUCCUCCAAACGCGCCCUGCCGGACUUUGGCUCUGGCCGCUGCCAAUCGGUCAUCACCAAUGCGGGGCCGACCAUCUUUCUGCCGGCCGAUGGAGGGAUUGAGGUCCAUUUGGAUCCCAGCGUUUUUUCCAGCGCCGGCUGCACCAAGGCACAGAGAGAAGAGGCCUUAAGAGCCAUGACCGCCCUGCCGAAGAAAGUACAGUGAUGAAAGAAUUCAUGUUUGAAAGUGGAUAAGGA